GCUCCUCCAGGAAAAGUGGAAGAGGUGGUGAAGGUUGCUAUUGAUGCAGGCUACCGCCUCUUCGACUGUGCCUAUUUCUACCAGAACGAAAAUGAAAUAGGGAAUGCAGUCCAGCAGAAGAUCAAGGAGGGGGCUGUGAAACGGGAAGACCUCUUUAUUGUCACUAAGCUGUGGAACACAUUUCACGAGAGGUCCCUGGUGAAGGUAGCGUGCAAGAAGAGCCUCGCUGCACUGCAACUGGAUUACCUUGACCUCUACCUGAUACACUUCCCUAUGGGAUUCAAGGCUGGUGAAGAGCUGCAUCCUCUGGAUGACAAGGGGAUGAGUAUCCCCAGUGAUACAGAUUUUCUGGAUACGUGGGAGGCCAUGGAAGAGCUGGUGGAUGCUGGUCUGGUAAAAGCCAUUGGCAUCUCCAACUUCAACCAUGAGCAGAUUGAAAGAAUCUUGAACAAACCGGGACUGAAAUACAAGCCAGUAAAUAACCAG
Eurypyga helias (sunbittern) is the source of this 486-nucleotide messenger RNA. RefSeq names its product aldose reductase-like. Gene Ontology annotation, cellular component: cytosol. The transcript has 4 exons. The annotation marks the transcript as partial. Lineage: Eukaryota; Metazoa; Chordata; Aves; Eurypygiformes; Eurypygidae. The record is from RefSeq and is a predicted model, not a curated record. Gene Ontology annotation, molecular function: aldose reductase (NADPH) activity.